AUGGCCGACGUUGUCCAAUCACCCGUCCCUCUCGAUACCAUCCCCAUCUCGCCUGAGGGUGGUAAUGCCGCUACCGACUCUGCUCCUAGCGCAAACUCUGGCGACGUCGUCACUGUCUUCCACGACCCCGAAAACUUCAACGUCAAGCACCCUCUUGCCCACACCUGGACUCUCUGGUUCACCAAGCCUCCAAGCGGAAAGGUACUUGACUCUCAGUCUCACUCAGCAGCCACAUCCAUACUAAAACCCUCGGCANNGCAAGACUGGAAUGAGUUGUUGAAGGAGGUCAUCAGCUUCAACAGUGUUGAGGAGUUCUGGGGCAUCUACCUCGCCCCCAAGUCCGAUUACCACCUCUUCAAGCAGGGUGUCCGCCCUGAGUGGGAAGACCCUCAGAACAAGCACGGUGGCCGUUGGUCCUACACCUUCAAGCAGCGCCAGGCCAACGACGAAAUCUGGUUGCACGUCCUGCUCGCUGCCAUUGGUGAGCAGCUUGAGGAUGACAACGACAACGAAGUCAUGGGUGUCGUUAUCAACAUCCGCAAGGCCUUCUACCGUAUUGGUCUUUGGACCCGCAGCGCCGGCACCAAGGCCAACCCCACUAAGCAAGGUCAGCCCCAGCGCACCCCUCAGGAAUCGCAGGCCAUCCUCAUGAAGAUCGGCCAGCGCUUCAAGGGCGUUCUUCAAGUCACAGAUAAGGAGCCUGUCGAAUUCAUGGGCCACUCCGACUCUGCCAACGCUGGUUCCACCCGUGCUAAGGCCAAGUACUCGGUCUAA
Molecule: messenger RNA, 774 nt
Organism: Aureobasidium musti
Lineage: Eukaryota; Fungi; Ascomycota; Dothideomycetes; Dothideales; Saccotheciaceae
Source: the annotation of a GenBank genome assembly